Molecule: messenger RNA, 2376 nt
Organism: Osmerus eperlanus (European smelt)
Lineage: Eukaryota; Metazoa; Chordata; Actinopteri; Osmeriformes; Osmeridae
Product: DOMON domain-containing protein FRRS1L
Exons: 5
Coding region: 372-1220 (282 amino acids)
Biological process (GO): regulation of glutamate receptor signaling pathway; regulation of postsynaptic membrane neurotransmitter receptor levels
Source: RefSeq, a predicted model, not a curated record
AAUAUGAUGGUAGAGUGGCCUGGACGAGACCAUUCAUUUUUACGUCUGAUAUCUUUUAUCACAUAUCUGAAGAUUGCGGCCUUGGACCAGCCAAACAAGGAAUCUCACGGGGAUUAAACGGAUUGCCCAAACAGAAGCGCUCUGUUACAAAUCUCACUAAUUACGGUUUUAGUAGCCUAACCUUAUCAUCAUCCGCUGAACCCUUCCCUCACUCUUCGUUUGAUAGCAAGCUACGACACAAGCAUUUGCGAUGCGGAAAUGAUUCAAUGACGAGAUCAAUCUCUCAUAUAAAUUAGAGACGCUCGAAAACGAUCAACAAUGAAGAUUCCGAUAGAUUUUUCUUUUGUCUAGAAAUUAUUGUUCUUUUGGCCAUGAUCUCUCUGCGUAGUCUUCUACAGUUAACGCUACUACUGAACCACGGCUGUUGGUGGGGGGUACAUCCGAGCCCCACCGAUGAGGGUGCACUUCGGGCCAGCCACGGAGACCACGGAGAACCGGGCCAUAAAGAGCCUCACAAGGACUCAUAUAGCACCUUCGCAUCCGAGUUUCUGGAGUCCCGUUAUCUGUCAGACGAUGGUUACCCCUUCCCCACAGCACCUCCUGUUGAUCCAUUUGCCAGGAUCAAGGUUACCGACUGUGGAGUAACCAAGGGUUGCAUCAGGUAUGGGAAGCCGGGCUGCGAUGCAGAGACGUGUGACUACUUCCUGAGCUACCGCAGGAUCGGGACAGAUGUGGAGUACGAGAUGAGCGCAGACACAGACGGCUGGGUGGCUGUGGGCUUCUCUUCCGACAAGAAGAUGGGAGGAGAUGAUGUCAUGGGCUGUGUCCAUGACGAUAAUGGGCGUGUGCGUAUCCACCACUUCUACAACGUGGGCCAGUGGGCCAAAGAGAUCCAGAGGAACCCGGCGCGGGACGAGGAGGGACUGUUCGAGAACAACAGGGUGACCUGUCGCUUCAAGCGCCCGCUGUAUGUCCCCCGCGAGGAGACUCUGGUGGACCUGCACCUGUCCUGGUACUACCUGUUUGCCUGGGGCCCGGCCAUACAAGGCUCUAUCACCAGACAUGACAUUGACGCUCCCCCCGUCAGUGAUCACAUGAUCAGCAUCUAUAAGUAUGAGGACAUCUUCAUGCCCUCCACAGCCUACCAGACCUUCUCCUCUCCGUUCUGCCUGCUGCUCAUCGUGGCUCUCACCUUCUACCUCCUCAUGGGCACCCCGUAAGCUGGACAGCCCGUAAGCAGGACAGCCCAGGAUGAGAAAGAGGAGAGACGAGAACAGAAGAGAAAUGGAGUCAGCAGACCUGUCUACAUCCUGAAUACGGGGUGCACUUUGAACAGAAAUACACAUAAGCUAUUACAUACAGAAUACUAAUAUUAUUAAUGCCUGGCACAAAUGAGAGAAAUCAUAAAGCCAACAAUUAGUGUUAUCAUAACAACCUAACCCUAGUCAGACAAUGGUUCCAGCCACUGUAGAUAGAAGAGAUCAGUAGCAUAUAUGUUUAGCAGGUAUUUGAUUUGAUAUAUUUAUGUUAACCAAUACAAGUAUUACUAUUACAAGGAUUUACCAACACACUUCCCAGUGAGCCCGUAUUUGUCUUCUCAUAACUUGUCAUUAUAAUGCAUGCAGAAGAUGCUUGCUGCAUCAGUCUGGACCACUGGCCCAUGUAAGGAUCAUUAAUGAUACACCAAAGCAUGAAAUAUCGAGCUGGACUGGGAGAGAGAGGACUGUGGGAGAAAGAGCAGAGUGCACACCUGCUGUGCUGCAAUUUGGCAGAAACAGAAACUGGCUUACUGCACUGCUGAAGUGUUGGAGGUCAAGCUCUUCCUGUGGUGGCCAUGUUGUUGAACAUCUUCCUUGUGAAACAUUGUUGGAGAGAAGUUCUUCUUGGCUUCUCUGCUUGCCCGUAGAAUGCUGUCCAGAUAGAGAGUGUGUUGCUGUAUUUCUCUUUCCAAGCCACAAUUACAUACCAAGUUUUGUGUUCAGAAUAUGACGAAAGUAGAUGUGUCUGGGAAAAGUUGUUUACUUGUAGGUCUGCUGUAGUUGGUGUAACUGGUGGUGUAACUGAUGGUGUAACAGAUGCCACACAGACCAGGAGAGCUGAGUGUUUGUCUGGGGGGUGAGGGUUGUUCACUGGCCCCGUUUGACUCCUGUUCUACAUAAAUGCAAUAUCAAACCAACAGCAGCAUAAGCCCGGAGAGUUGUACUGUACUGUAGAUCUUCUGGCUACCACAGCCACUGUGCCACGAGUUCAGGAAUCUCUUUCACUAAACUAGUUGUUUGCUCGGAAAUGCUUCCCACUGAAACUGCCUGUGUUAUUUACAAUGCUAGUGUUUGUUAUCAAUUAAAAUGUCUUUAGAAAAUAAUUAUCUUUUGUUUU